GGUUUACUUGUCAGGUUCGUUCAACUGCUAUAACCGGGCAAAAUGUUUCGGAUUUCAAUUUGUUUUUCCCCCUUUGCCCAAACCCUAAAUUGAAGACCUAAAAAAUUCAGGUGCCGACUCCGGCGAGCUAUUCUCUUGAUAUCCGUUCCCGCAUUAUUUACAAAUCCACUUGCAUCGAGCGAGAAGACAGGAAGUUGCAGGAUGCAAUAUCUUCAGAGAAAACUAACCACUAAUAGGUCUUCAUUCAAAUUAGUCAAUCAAGUACUCCGCCAUUUUUAUUCUUCUGGCAAGCUCUUUGAUGCUGGGCAGCCAACCCCUAGUACUCAUCCUCAGUUGCUAAAAGAAGGCGAAAUUACACCAGGAAUCACUUGUGAUGAAUACGUAUCAAGGAGAAAAAGAUUAUUGGAAUUUCUUCCGGAACAUAGCGUGGCCAUUGUUGCAGCUGCUCCUGUAAAGAUGAUGACCGAUGUUGUUCCUUACACUUUUCGCCAAGAUGCUGAUUAUCUAUAUAUAACUGGAUGCCAACAGCCUGGUGGGAUAGCUGUAUUGGGUCAUGACUUGGGUUUGUGCAUGUUCAUGCCUGAACCGUCCCCUCAUGAUGUUACUUGGCAAGGACAGAUUGCUGGAGUCGAUGUUGCUACAGAAUAUUUUAAGGCUAAUCAGUCAUUUCCUAUUAGUCAAUUACCUAAGGUCCUCCCAAACAUGAUAAAAAACUGUUCAAAGUUAUAUCAUAAUGUGAAGACAGCUAUCCCAACUUAUACAGACUUGGAAGCAUUCCAAAAAGCUGCCUAUAAUGGUAGAGUAGAUGAUCUCUCUUCGUACACCCAUGAAGCACGAUGGGUAAAAUCAUCAGCUGAGCUUAAUCUAAUGAGAGAAUCUGCUUCUAUAGGUUGCCAGGCUCUUUUACAAACUAUGCUGCACUCCAAGACGUCUCCUUAUGAGAGUAUCUUAUCAGCUAAAGUUGAAUAUGAGUGCAGAGUUAGAGGUGCCCAGAGAAUGGCGUUCAACCCUGUAGUUGGCGGCGGGCCAAAUGGUAGCGUUAUUCAUUAUUCACGAAACGACCAGAAGGUCAAAGAUGGAGACCUUGUUUUGAUGGACAUUGGGUGUGAAUUGCACGGCUACGUUAGUGACCUCACACGGACCUGGCCGCCAUGUGGCAGAUUUUCCGAUGUUCAUAAAGAACUCUAUGCUCUGAUUCUAGAGACCAACAAAGAAUGUAUUGAACUUUGCAAACCUGGUACGAGCAUACAGCGCGUACACAACUACUCGGUUGACAAACUUGCUAGAGGACUGAAGGAGAUUGGAAUAUUGAAAGAUAACCGUCUUCAUAGCUACCACCAGUUGAAUCCAACUAGCAUAGGUCAUUAUUUGGGAAUGGAUGUGCAUGAUUGUUCUAAGAUCGGCUAUGACCGCACCUUAAAGCCAGGUGUUGUGAUAACAAUUGAACCAGGGGUAUAUAUCCCUCCCAAUUUCGACUGUGCACCGAGAUACCAAGGCAUUGGGAUCAGGAUUGAGGAUGAAGUCCUGAUUACAGACACAGGUUACGAGGUUCUUACAGGUUCAUUGCCAAAAGAAACGAACCACAUAGAAACCUUGUUGAACAACCACAGCUAUGGCGUGGGAACAGAGACUAGCAAGAUUUCUGCUUCGAGUUUUUGAAUCGAACUAGUGCUCUAAGCAGUCCUACACACCUAACACACAAUAUAUUUAGUUAAUUUUGCCAUUGUAUCUUUCGAUAUUAUCGGACGCCAAUUAUUAAAUCAAUUACAACUUGAAUAAGAUAUGACACCCGUCGCUACACAUUAUUAUUUAUAUGUUUGAUCGUC
This is a messenger RNA of Helianthus annuus (common sunflower), 1826 nucleotides long. Its product is annotated as intermediate cleaving peptidase 55, mitochondrial. Lineage: Eukaryota; Viridiplantae; Streptophyta; Magnoliopsida; Asterales; Asteraceae. Gene Ontology annotation, molecular function: manganese ion binding; metalloaminopeptidase activity. The transcript has 14 exons. The record is from RefSeq and is a predicted model, not a curated record. Gene Ontology annotation, cellular component: mitochondrion. The coding region runs from base 202 to 1659 and encodes 485 amino acids.